AUGCGAUUCACCUACGUCGUCCCUGCUGUUGUGCUCGCCACUUAUGCCUCGGCCGCUGCUGCUCCUCGAGCCAUCGACCAUCUCUUCCCCCGCCAACUUCUCCCCGAACUCGCUAACUUGGAGAGCAUCCCUCCGCAAUGCCGAGACGACUGCGACGAUACCUUCGAGGCCAUUAGCCGCUGCGAUAGGGCAGAAGGUGCCGACGCCAUUCAAUGCAUCUGCCGCAACGACGUCUUUGACGACUUCGAUGACUGCUACCCUUGUCUCAUGAAGGAGUCAGGAUCACUUCCCCCAGACCAAGUCCGACCCGCAGUCCGGGAUUUCAUGAAGAGCCUCGCAAUUACCUGCAGAACUGUCGGUCACCCCGUGUCAGGGUACGACUCUGAUGAUGACGGCCAUAUCUCUGAUAACGACGACGAUGACCGUCUGUCCGACAACGAUGACGAUGACCGCUUCUCCGACACCGACGACGACCAUCUCUCCGACGACGACUCGGAUGACGAGAACGGCAUCCCUCGCACUCGUGGCGGCAACGGCCCAGCUUCCUCCGCAUCUGGUGCCCCCGGAUCCUCUCCAACUGGCACCCCUUCGUCAUCCACCGGUGAUGACGACGACGACGGCAAUAACUCUGACACCGACCGUAAUGGCGCUGGUGUCCGGGGUGGCCUGAGCUUGGGUGCUGCCGCUGUUGCGGGCGCUGGUGCUAUCUUCCUCCUCUAG
Molecule: messenger RNA, 720 nt
Organism: Coprinopsis cinerea okayama7#130
Lineage: Eukaryota; Fungi; Basidiomycota; Agaricomycetes; Agaricales; Psathyrellaceae
Exons: 4
Coding region: 1-720 (239 amino acids)
Source: RefSeq, a predicted model, not a curated record